AUGUCAAUGGUAGCAGCUGGUGUUGGGAAACUUGUGGAAGAUAAAAAGCUUCAGUGGACAACUCUCUUGAGAGAAAUCCUACCCGGGAUUGAUGAUGCUGGCGUCUACUGGACCUACAGAACGACAAUAACCGAUCUUCUGGCACAUCGAUGUGGAUUGGAUGGAGAAAUUGAGACUUUACUCGCAGAUGGUGGAAACAACAACGCACAGCCUUCUCUGGAAGUGCUGUUGAAAACUCUCGACCGCAUCCCUGGCACGCUUCCGCACCGUGAGAGCUGGCUAAUGUGUCCGUGGGGAUACACUCUUGCUGCGCAUAUAAUUGAGCAUAUAUCUGGACAGCCACUUCAUGAGUAUCUACAAGACCAAGUAUUUCGGCCACUUGGUAUGACUUCAACCACUUUGCGGCCGUCCUUUGAAGAGGGCAAGAAUCUCGCUAGACCGCAUGCUUCACUUGGAAACGGGGAGGUUGAUCCAUUGAAACUUCAACCCGAUUUUACGGAUACAUUGUUCGAAGCGUCACGCGGAGCUUAUUCGACAGUGAGUGAUCUUCUCAUAUGGACCAAGGAAACAAUGGCUGCGAGCCAUAACUCAGAGGCAUCCACCAGCACAGUAUUGAAACAAAUACCGUACAUACUCAGCAACCAUAUCGCAAUGCAGAAUCCAUCGUUAUCAGAAAGGUCGUACGGAUUUGGCUGGGCAAGAGCCCAGCUUCCUGGUGUCGUUGGUCUUCUUGGUGGAAACUCUAGACUUUGGGAGAUGGAUAAGCAGCCUGUCUUCGGGGCUGGAAGCGAGUCUAGGCUAAUGAUUUAUCAUCAAGGCGGAGGUCCGGGGUACUCUUCCUUCCUUGCUAUGUUUCCCGAGACACAGUCGGCCGUUGUUGUCCUCAUGAACACCACCGCGACGAGCGAUGCUGCAGACUGGAUCGCGCGACUGCUGAUCGAGAGCCUCUUUGACUUCGCCACACCCACCGAUUAUGUGAGACUUGCAGAACAAGGUAGAACACGAGCACUCGAAAGAUUUGCCACACUGCAUAGCAGAUUGACCGAGGAGAGGAUUCAAGGAGCACCGCCACUACCCCUUGAUCGUUACGUCGGCGUGUACAACAAUGAAAAGUAUAAGUACACGCUCAGAGUCACUCUUAGUUCAGAGUCAGAAAGUGACCUUAUGAUUUCCUUCCAAGGUCUCGACUCACAGCGCUACCCCCUGCGCCACUACCACGAUCACGAAUUUGAAUGGAGCAUGAGCUACGAUGAAAUGAAAAAGAGUGGGAGAUAUGAUAUCACAGAUCCUUCCUACUACAAGAUGCGGUUUGAAAUCUAUCCUGACAACCGAGCGGCUCGAAUUAUAUGGAGUAUUCACGAUGCAUCGAUUCCAGAUGGAUUGAUAUUUGAGUGGAAAGAUGAGCGUCUGGCGGAAGCAUGGCGAGCAGUACGUGCCGGUAUGAACCAUUCCGCCUCGCGCAAAGGAAGCGCCAUUGACUUAUAUGGCUAUCUAGAUAUUCUGGCUUCCAAACGAACACCGUGA
This is a messenger RNA of Penicillium coprophilum, 1524 nucleotides long. Its product is annotated as Peptidase S12 Pab87-related C-terminal. NCBI's taxonomy places the organism in Eukaryota, Fungi, Ascomycota, Eurotiomycetes, Eurotiales, Aspergillaceae. The transcript has a single exon. The coding region runs from base 1 to 1524 and encodes 507 amino acids. The record is from RefSeq and is a predicted model, not a curated record.